Menidia menidia (Atlantic silverside) is the source of this 4323-nucleotide messenger RNA. The record is from the annotation of a GenBank genome assembly. Lineage: Eukaryota; Metazoa; Chordata; Actinopteri; Atheriniformes; Atherinopsidae.
UUGGACAACGUUUGCUACGCGGUGCCGUGCGGACUUCGGCGUGAGCAGCUGGGACGGAGCACCCGAGAAAAACGGGAGGGAAGCCGAAAGAAGCGGAGGAGGCCGACGUCGGCCAUGUCCAAGACGCUGAAGAAGAAGAAGCACUGGUCGGCCAAAGUGCAGGAGUGCACCGUGUCGUGGGGGGGUGGUGCCGGGGGGGAGCUGGCGGCCGUGGUGGAGGUGCUGGGCGGCGCGGAGCUGGGGGAGUUCCCGCACCUGGGGCGGGUGGCGGCGGAGGCGGUGGCGUGCCACGCCGGGAGGUUCCCGUGCGGCGGGGACGUGCUGCUGGAGGUGAACGGGACCCCGGUGAGCGGACUCACCCACCGGGACACGCUGGCCGUCGUCCGCCACUUCCGAGAGCCCAUCCGCCUGAAGACCGUCAAGCCAGGCAAGGUGCUGAAUACUGAUUUGCGUCACUACCUCAGUCUGCAGUUCCAGAAGGGCUCGGUGGACCAUAAGCUGCAGCAGGUGAUCAGGGACAACCUGUACCUGCGCACCAUUCCCUGUACCACUCGGCAGCCCAGAGACGGGGAAGUACCCGGAGUGGACUACAAUUUCAUCACUGUGGGCGAGUUCCGGGAGCUGGAGGAGAGCGGCCUUCUGCUGGAGAGCGGCACGUACGACGGUAACUACUACGGGACCCCUAAACCCCCCGCUGAGCCCAGCCCCGUGCAGCCGGACCUGGUAGACCAGGUUCUGUUCGAUGAGGAGUUUGACACCGAGGUCCAGCGUAAGAGGACCACCUCGGUCAGUAAGAUGGACAGAAAGGACAGCGCUGCUCCUGAGGAGGAAGAGGAGGAGGAGAGACCUCCAAUGGUCAAUGGUGUUGGAGAGCACAAGGACAAGGUGGACUGGAGGAGGACGGUGCCCAGCUACAACCAGUCGGCGGGCAUGGGGAGCAUGGACCCGCGCGUGUGGGGCCCGCCGGACGACAGCCAGGAGCCCCUGCCCAAGAACUGGGAGAUGGCCUACACGGAGACGGGCAUGGUCUACUUCAUAGACCACAACAGCAAAACCACCACCUGGCUGGACCCCCGCCUCGCCAAGAGAGCCAAGCCUCCCGAGAAAUGCGAGGAAGGAGAGCUGCCAUAUGGCUGGGAGAGGAUUGAGGACCCCCAGUUUGGCACCUACUACGUGGACCACAUCAACCAGAAGACCCAGUUUGAGAAUCCAGUGAUGGAGGCAAAGAGAAAAUUGAGCGUGGACACACCCAUCGGAGCCCCGCCGCAGGCAGCUCCUCCCACAGAGGAGCCCGGGAGGCCGGCGGGCGGAUUCACGCGGGACCCGUCUCAGCUGCAGGGCUCCAUCCUGCAGACGGCGCUGAGGAAAAGCCCCCAGGGGUUCGGCUUCACCAUCAUCGGGGGGGACCGGCCAGAUGAGUUCCUUCAGGUGAAGAACGUCCUUCCAGAUGGGCCCGCGGCCCACGACAACAAGAUUGCCUCAGGCGACGUGAUCGUGGACAUCAACGGGACCUGCGUGCUGGGGAAGACGCACGCCGACGUGGUCCAGAUGUUCCAGUCCAUCCCGGUCAACCAGUACGUGGACAUGGUCCUGUGUCGGGGCUACCCGCUGCCGGAGGACUCCAGCAGCAGCGAGGAGGCGCCCGGGGGCGUCGGCGCCUCCAAGGAGGCCUCCCCCUCCCCCUCCGCCUCCACCUCCACGCCGCAGGACCCCCACUUCUCCGUCCCGGACGGAGGGACCCUCUCCAGGCAGGCCGCCUCGGUGCCGGCGCUCAGCAACGGAGGACGCCAGCACCACCACGCUCAUCCCCACCACCACCACCACCAACACCACCACCAACUCCACCACCACGCGCCCCCCGCCCAGACCCAGGAGGGCCCCGACCCCACCCUGCUCCAGCCGGAGCUGGUCGGCGUGCCCCUGGUGAAGGGGCCGGGGGGCUUCGGCUUUGCCAUCGCCGACUGCCCGCUGGGGCAGAAGGUGAAGAUGAUCCUGGACGCCCAGUGGUGCCGCGGCCUGCUCAAAGGCGACGUCAUCAAGGAGAUCAACCGACAGAACGUCCAGACCCUGAGCCACUCCCAGGUGGUGGACAUCCUCAAGGACCUGCCCGUGGGCAGCGAGGUCAACGUGCUGGUGCUCAGAGGAGGUCAGACAUCUCCCGUGAAGUCGCUAAAACCAUGCACGGCUCCCCUGUCCCACACAGUAUCCCAGCCAAGCCUUCACCAGGUACCUCAUCCUGUGCCCCAGCAGCCGCCCGUCCCCAGCUCCCAGCACACUCUGCAGAGGCAGGAGAUGGCAAACAGCACGGAGACCCUCACUCAGCCGGAGGCGCCCCCCAACGCCUUCCCCACAAACGCCGCACGCUCGUCCUCGCCAAAGCCAGACGCGUCUGAGCUCUACCUCAAGUCCAAAGCCCUGUUGGACAGCAAGCCCCCUAAUACCAAGGACCUGGAUGUGUUCAUUAAAAGGAACCAGGAGUCGGGCUUUGGUUUCAGAGUCCUGGGAGGAGAGGGGCCAGAUCAGCCCGUGUACAUCGGUGCCAUCGUCCCUCUGGGAGCGGCCGAGAAAGACGGGCGCCUGCGGGCCGGGGAUGAGCUACUCUGCAUCGACGGCGUGCCGGUCAAGGGCAAAUCCCACAAACAAGUGCUGGAGCUGAUGACCAACGCCGCCCGCAAGGGCCAGGUCAUGCUCACCGUCCGGCGGAAACUGGCCAACGCGGAUGCUGGAGGGGGGGAGGAGGGCAGCCAGCAGCCCCAGCAGGUGGCCUCCGCUCUGGUAAACAGCUCCACCGCCGGGGCGCCCCAGGUGGAGGCGCCCAACACCGCCCAGCCCGCCCCCCCCGCCCCUUCCUCCCGCCCGGAGCGCUUCGACGUCACCCUGCACCGCAAAGACACCGAAGGCUUCGGUUUCGUCAUCCUCACGUCGAAGAACAAGCCCCCGCCGGGAGUCAUUCCUCACAAGAUCGGACGCAUCAUAGCGGGCAGCCCCACCGACCGCAUCGGUCAGAUGAAAGUGGGCGACCGCAUCUCGGCCGUCAACGGGCGCUCCAUCAUGGAGCUGUCGCACAACGACAUCGUCCAGCUCAUCAAGGACGCCGGCAACUCGGUCACCCUCACCGUGGUGCCCGAAGACGACAGCUCUCCACCGUCCGGAGCCAACUCCGCCAAGCAGAGCCCCUCGGCCCAGCACAGAGCCGUAGGCCAGCAGCCGCCCAACCACCAAGACAGGAACGGGGAAUCUGAGGUCAAGGGCUCUGCCUCACCAACCGAGAUGGGAGCGCUCAUCCCAUCAGGCCCCAAGCAGGGCUGCUUCGUGGUGGAGCUGGAGCGCAGCCAGCGGGGCUUCGGCUUCAGCCUGAGGGGUGGGAAAGAGUACAACAUGGGGCUGUACAUCCUGCGGCUGGCGGAGGACGGGCCGGCCCUGAACGACGGCAGGAUACACGUUGGAGAUCAGAUCGUGGAGAUCAACGGCGAGGCCACGCAGGGCAUCACGCACACCCGGGCCAUCGAGCUGAUCCAGGCGGGGGGGGGCAGAGUCCACCUGCUGCUCCGGCCCGGACAGGGUCUGGUUCCUGACCACAGUUCAAAAGACAGAGCGGCGGUCGUGACGUCCAGCUUUCCCAGACCCCCCGCGUCCGACGAGCAGCCCCCGCCCCCCGUGUCCCCCUCGGCCUCCCCGUCCUCCACCAAAACCCUCACCCCCGACGAGCUCUCCGAGGGGGACCCCGGGUCGGGAGGACGGCGGCCGGCCCGCGCCGGCGAGUCCGGUGGUCCCAAAACUGACCGGGCGGAGAGCCCCCAGAGCCCCCGGAGAGCGGGGCGGGCCCCCGCCGGCUCUCUGGAGGACGUGAGCGGGGAGAGGAGCGCCCAGGGCCAGAGGGACCAGCGCUCCUCCAGCCCCAGGAAGGGCCCCAGGAGGGAGCCCGACCCGGCCCCGCCCCCAAAGGACCCGGACCAACCGCAGAGCCCCAGACGCCCGGCCGGACAACAGCCCGGCAGCGCUCAGGCCGGAGACGCCAGGGACAGGAGGCAGAGGCCGGAGGACGGGGACAAAGGCGAGCGGCACAGACGGGGGAAGAGGGCCGAGAGGGAGGCGGGGGACGCCCACACCGGCCCGUCCAAUCAGAGGAGCGGGAGGGAGAAGGCCGACCGGCAGCACGGGGGUCCGGAGGACGGGGGCCGGAGGGAGCCCCGAGGCUCCAGCAGCAGCGUCCAGGACCCCGCCUGCAACGGCAAGAAGGCCUCCAUCACCCCCGGCCCCUGGAAGGUCCCCAGCUCCAACAAGAUCCAGACCAACGCCGACACGCCCUACGCAGACAUCUGA